AUGUCUGACAACGGCGAAAACGGCGAGGAGCUAGUCACCAAGCCCUUCAAGUUCGUCACUGGCUUCGAUGCCCGCUUCCCCAACCAGAACCAGACCAAGCACUGCUGGCAAAACUACGUCGACUACCACAAGUGCAUCAAUGCCAAGGGCGAGGACUUUGCUCCCUGCAACCAGUUCAAGUUGGCCUACAAAUCUCUGUGCCCCAGCGGCUGGACAUCGCGAUGGGACGACCAGCGUGAGGCCGGAAACUUCCCCGUAAAGCUCGACCAGUAA
Molecule: messenger RNA, 273 nt
Organism: Bipolaris zeicola 26-R-13
Lineage: Eukaryota; Fungi; Ascomycota; Dothideomycetes; Pleosporales; Pleosporaceae
Exons: 4
Coding region: 1-273 (90 amino acids)
Cellular component (GO): mitochondrion; respiratory chain complex IV
Source: RefSeq, a predicted model, not a curated record